Chrysochloris asiatica (Cape golden mole) is the source of this 456-nucleotide messenger RNA. Its product is annotated as ubiquitin-conjugating enzyme E2 L3-like. Gene Ontology annotation, molecular function: ubiquitin conjugating enzyme activity. The record is from RefSeq and is a predicted model, not a curated record. Gene Ontology annotation, biological process: ubiquitin-dependent protein catabolic process; protein K11-linked ubiquitination. The transcript has a single exon. Gene Ontology annotation, cellular component: nucleus. NCBI's taxonomy places the organism in Eukaryota, Metazoa, Chordata, Mammalia, Afrosoricida, Chrysochloridae. The coding region runs from base 1 to 456 and encodes 151 amino acids.
AUGGCGGCCAGCAGGAGGCUGAUGAAGGCGCUUGAAGAAAUCCGCAAAUGUGGGAUGAAAUACUUCCAGGUUGAUGAAGCUAGUUUAUUGACUUGGCAAGGGCUGAUUGUUCCUGACAACCCUCCAUAUGAUAAGGGGGUCUUCAGAAUCAAAAUCAACUUUCCAGCAGAGUACCCAUUCAAACCAAUGAAGAUCACAUUUAAAACAAAGAUCUAUCACCCAAACAUCCAUGAAAAGGGUCAGGGUUGCCUGCCGGUAAUUAGUGCUGAAAACUGGAAGCCAGCAACCAAAAGUGACCAAGUAAUCCAGUCCCUCAUAGCACUGGGCAAUGACCCCCAGCCUGGACACCCGCUCCAGGCUGACCUAGCUGAAGAAUACUCUAAGGACUGUAAAAAAUUCUGUAAGACUGCUGAAGAGUUUACAAAGAAAUAUGGGGCAAAGCGACCUGUGGACUAA